Molecule: messenger RNA, 1350 nt
Organism: Soboliphyme baturini
Lineage: Eukaryota; Metazoa; Nematoda; Enoplea; Dioctophymatida; Soboliphymatidae
Source: the annotation of a GenBank genome assembly
AUGUGCAACUUGGUAAAUAGAAAAACGGUUUUAGGUGACCUCAUUAAUCUUUUUCAUUUUCAGACAACAACCUUGAUUGGACUACUCAAAACAGCGCGACUUCUACGAUUAGUCAGAGUUUGCAGGAAGCUGGAUCGAUACUCCGAGUACGGUGCCGCGGUACUGUUGCUUCUCAUGGCUACCUUUGCCCUCAUCGCCCAUUGGUUGGCCUGCAUCUGGUACGCAAUAGGCUCUGCCGAGUUGCCGAAUGUUGACAGCAACAUAACCUGGCUGCAUCAGCUUGCCAGUCAUCUGCAAACGCCGUACAACGGAACGAGAGGCGGGCCCUCUUUGCGAUCGCGUUAUGUAACUGCUCUGUACUUUACGUUGAGUACAAUAACGAGCAUUGGUUUUGGCAACGUAUCAGCGACGACUGAUUCUGAAAAAAUCUUCACCAUCAUCAUGAUGCUACUUGGAUCUCUGAUGUACGCGAGCGUCUUCGGCAACGUUUCGGCUAUCAUUCAGCGCCUUUACUCUGGGACUGCGAGAUACCACAUCGAGAUGAACAGGCUGAGGGAGUUCGUCCGAUUUCACAAGGUGCCAAACCCUCUUCGUCAGCGGCUCGAGGAGUAUUUCCAGCACGCAUGGACGUACACGAACGGCAUCGACAUGAACAUGGUGCUAAAACAAUUUCCUGAUUGCAUUCAAGCAGACAUAUGCCUUCACCUGAACCGGAUUCUAUUGAACCGAUGUCAAGCCUUCCAAGGAGCAAGUCCAGGCUGCCUUCGGGCACUAAGCAUGCGGUUCCGCACGACGCAUGCCCCUCCAGGAGACACGCUGGUUCACAAAGGCGACGUGCUGACUGCGUUGUAUUUCAUCGCCAGGGGCUCAGUGGAGAUCUUGAAGGACGAAGUGGUCGUCGCGAUACUCGGAAAGGAAGACAUCUUUGGCGAAAACCCGUUGCUGAACGAAACGGUCGGAAAGUCGGCGUACAACGUGCGCGCCCUGACCUACUGUGAUUUGCACAAGAUUUACCUAGAUGACCUGCUGGACGUGUUGGACAUGUAUCCAGAGUUCGCUGAGCAGUUCUCUCAGAACCUGAACAUCACGUUCAACCUCAGAGACGUACGAACGAGCUGCACACUCGGCUGUCAGCAGAUAAUUUCGGCUCCUCGUUCUCGGCCGACUACGACUCACACGGCGGCCGACGAAACUGGUGUCGCCACAGCAGACGCGCCAGGUGGUCUUCGAGGCGCCUCAAAAGCGUUCAGAGGAAGCAGGACGACACAGGUGCACCGAUGCCUUACCCCGUUGGCGAAACAGCUGUUUCUCACUCUCACGACCGCUGUAGCACCCGCAUCGUCGAGCUGA